This is a messenger RNA of Agelaius phoeniceus (red-winged blackbird), 2624 nucleotides long. The record is from RefSeq and is a predicted model, not a curated record. NCBI's taxonomy places the organism in Eukaryota, Metazoa, Chordata, Aves, Passeriformes, Icteridae.
GGCCGCCAUGGCGGCGCCCGGAGCGCCCGGGCCCGGCCCGGCCGCCGCCGCCUUUGCCACGGUGCUGAUGGCGGCCCGGGCCGAGCUGGCCGCGCCCUGCCGCCUGCUGCCCGCCGCCGCCGCCGGCGCCGCGCUCCGCCUGCAGCUCAGCGUGCAACCGGGAGCCGACGGGCGGCGCCGCUUCCGCCUGGCGCUGCGGCGGGCGGAGGCGGGGGGCGGCGCGCCCCUGGCAGAGUGUGACCUGCGGGACGUUUCCUACCGCGUGUGUGGCCCCGCCAGCCACGAGCUGCAGCUGCCAGCGCUGGGGACAGCAGCGGGGACAGCAGGGACAGCGCUGGGGACACCAUCAGGGACAGCAGGGACACCAUCGGGGACAGCAGCAGGGACAGCGCUGGGGACACCAUCGGGGACAGUGGCACAGGAGGUGGUGGCACUGAGGUUCCCCGAGGAGCGCGAGGCCCAGCAGUGGUGGACGGUGCUGAGCAGCUCCCUCAGGGAGGCACGGAGAGCCGCCGAGGGCGACACCACGGGGACAUCGUUGGUGCCACCACCCACGGGGACAUCGCUGGUGCCACCGCCCGCGGGGACAUCUCUGGUGCCACCGCCCGCGGGGACAUCACUGGUGCCACCACCCGUGGGGACAUCUCUGGUGCCACCCGCCGAGGGUCCCGAGCAGGACGCGGAGGAGGCGCAGGUCCUGGAGCUGGCCCAGACAGAGGAGCUGGCCCUGCGGCUGGCCGAGGCCAUCACCUUUGGGGACGAGGCGGUGGCAGCGCAGAGCGCGGUGGCGCUGGCCCGGCGGCACGCGGAGCUGAGCGUGAGCCUGCGCCACAGGGACGCGCCCGGGGGCCACCUCAGCAUGCCAGUGGGGGUGGAGGACGCCACAUCCUCGGCCAGCAUCACCCUGCGGGUGCAGCCCCACAUCACCAUCGGCACCCUCAAGGAGCAGGUGUUCCGCGAGUAUGGGUUCCCGCCCUCGGCGCAGCGCUGGAUCAUCGGGCAGAGCCUGUGCCGGGACGGGCGCAGCCUGGCCUCCUACGGCAUCCGCCGCGACGGCGACCCCGCCUUCCUCUUCCUCCUCUCGGCACGGCCGCCGCCGGAACCGGCACCAGCACCGGGAGCGGCCCCGGGAGCGGCCCUGGGAGCAGCAGCGGGAGCGGCCCCGGCCCCGGGAGCGGCCCCGGCCCCGGCGGGCCCCGAGCGGCAGCGGGAGCUGCAGGCGCAGGAGCUGCUGCGCGCCACGGGGCUGCACGGGGACGGGGACGGACACGGGGAUGGAGCGCCGGGAGCAGGCCGUGUCCCCGAGGAGCCCCCGGAGCGGAUGGACAUCGGGGACAUCCGGGAUCACCUGGACUCGCUGCAGCUCUGGGACAGCGCGGGGACCCCGCCCACGGGCCCUGAGCCCCGCCCACCCUCACCUGAGCAGGGCUGGCCGUGCCCCCAGUGCACGUUCCUGAACAAGCCCACCCGGCCGGGCUGUGAGAUGUGCAGCGCCCCCCGGCCCGAGGGGUACCGUGUGCCCGGGGGGCACCGCCCCGACCCCGCCGAGCUGCGGCGGCUGCAGAGGGAGCGCGACGGGACCCGGCAGUGCCAGCAGGCGCUGGAGGCGGAGCGGCAGCAGAACCUGGCGCAGCUGCUGCGGGCGGAGGAGGCGGGGCUGGUGCUGAACCCGGAGCCGCUCGAGUGCGGGAUCUGCCUGCAGGAGGUGCCGGCGGGCCGGGCCGUGCUGCUGCGCGACUGCCUGCACAGCUUCUGCCGGGAGUGCCUGCGGCAGGUGAUCAACUUCAGCGAGGAGCCGGUGGUGGCCUGUCCCUUCCGCGAUGUCACCUACGCCUGCGGCAGCCACCUGCAGGAGCGCGAGAUCCGCGCGCUGCUGUCCCCCGAGGAGCACGCGCGGUUCCUGGCGCGGGGGCUGGCGCUGGCCGAGCGCCGCAGCCGGAACAGUUUCCACUGCCGGGGCCGGGACUGCCCGGGCUGGUGCUUCUACGAGGACGCCGUGAACGAGUUCCGGUGCCCGGUCUGCGGGGCCCUCAACUGCCUCCUGUGCAAGGCCAUCCACGAGGGCCAGAACUGCCGGCAGUACCAGGACGAGCUGCAGCUGCGGGCGCUGCACGACGCGGCCGCUCGCCAGACGCGGGACAUGCUGCAGACGCUGGUGCAGCGGGGCGAGGCCAUGCACUGCCCCACGUGCCACAUCGUGGUGCAGAAGAAGGACGGGUGCGACUGGAUCCGCUGCACCGUGUGCCAGACCGAGAUCUGCUGGGUCACCAAGGGACCCCGCUGGGGACCGGCGGGCCCCGGUGACACCAGCGGCGGCUGUCGCUGCAACGUCAAUGGCCAGAGGUGCCACCCCCGGUGCCAGAACUGCCACUGACCCCCCCCCGCCCCGGGGACACCGAGGGACAGACGGACAGACGGACAGAGCUGGCACCGGGCCGGAAACGCCUGAGGGCUCCGGGAGGGGCCACGUUCAACGGGGAUGGAGAGAGAGGACACAGGGACAGACGGACAGGAUGGACACAUGGACAGAGCCAAGGAUGGACACUGGGACGGCCUCGGGGCAUGGAGGGGCCACCGGGGGGCCCCGGGACCCGCGGGGGGCCCAAUAAAGCCACUGAGUGUCA